This is a messenger RNA of Pyrenophora tritici-repentis Pt-1C-BFP, 2772 nucleotides long. Its product is annotated as EriC, Chloride channel protein EriC. Gene Ontology annotation, cellular component: early endosome; plasma membrane; Golgi apparatus. NCBI's taxonomy places the organism in Eukaryota, Fungi, Ascomycota, Dothideomycetes, Pleosporales, Pleosporaceae. The record is from RefSeq and is a predicted model, not a curated record. Gene Ontology annotation, molecular function: voltage-gated chloride channel activity. Gene Ontology annotation, biological process: chloride transport; transmembrane transport.
AUGCCCAAGUCUAUGCAGUCGUACCACAGCGUCGACGACUACGAUGCCGACGCUGACUAUGCUGCCGAGCAACGUGAACGCGACGACACCUUCAGUACCACUACGCCUACAUCACCCACGCUCACUUUCAGUGCCCAGCGACCGAAUCGCGCCUCGGACACGGACCUCACCAGGUCACGAGAGAGCAUCAAUGAGCGGUCCAGUUUGCUAGGUCCCCCCCAUCUACGUAAUGCUAGAUCUUACAAGAGCCUGCCCGCAACCACGCCUGGCACGCCGCGGCCGGGCAUGACGCGCAACAACAGCCAGUUGCCUACCAGCUCGCGCGUGCGUGCCAGCAGGAGAGGCUCCAUGACGGGCGGCCAUGGCUUCAGUCAGCGCCUGGUGAAUGCUUUGGGCGAGCGAGGCGCCGGACUAGAGCAGAGCAUGCAUUCAACAAAGGCAUCGCUCUUCCAGGACAAUCGUGUGUGGUAUGAUCAGUUUACCUCGACCGAUUGGGUCCAUGAUAACAUCGCCGACGCAUAUCGAGUCAAGGCGCUGCGGAGUAGAAAGGACAUCAAAGGCCGCAUCGCCGCUUGGUUCGACGGUGCUCAGGGCUGGAUUCUCGUUGCCCUCAUCGGCGUCCUGACAGCCGUGUGCGCCUACUUUGUCAACACCACUGAGACGGCUUUGUUUGACCUGAAGCAGGGAUACUGCACAACAGGCUGGACUCGGAGCCGCAAGUCUUGCUGCGCCGGUGCCUCUAUAUGCUCCGACUGGCUCCACUGGUCUGAAGCUGUCCGCAAUGACAAGCUGGAUCUGGUCCAGACGCAAUAUGGCUUCUUCGUCCUUUCAGUCGUGCUGCUCUCAAUGGCCUCUUGCUUGCUAACCCUCACCACCAAAACUGUCAUCCCAUCUGCCAUUUCGCUUGCCACGCUCGACGAGAACCUUGGGGCCGAUGUGCGCAGAUACUCUGAUCAGCAGGACGAAGAAGACGGGAAACGCAACAGCAGCCCCGGUACGAGGUUCGAGGAGGCGCAGAGUCGCCCGCCCAUGGUGUAUUAUUCUGCCGCCGGUAGUGGAGUUGCCGAAGUCAAGGUCAUUUUGAGCGGCUUCGUUCUCCACGGUUAUCUGGGUGUGCGCACGCUCUUCGUCAAGACUCUGGCCCUGAUUCUCAGUGUCGCCUCAGGUCUCAGUCUCGGCAAAGAAGGUCCCUACGUGCAUAUCGCAACCUGCAUUGGUAACAUUGCCUGUCGUAUCUUUUCAAAAUACAGCAACAACGACGGGAAGCGCAGGGAGAUCUUGAGUGCUAGCGCUGCUAGUGGUGUCGCCGUUGCCUUUGGUGCUCCUAUUGGCGGAGUACUUUUUAGCCUGGAAGAAGUCAGCUACUACUUCCCGUCGAAGACGCUAUUCAGAACCUUCUUUUGCUGCAUUGCUGCUGCUUUGUCCUUGAAGUUUCUAGAUCCUUAUGGCACAAAGAAAAUUGUGCUCUUCGAGGUACGAUACCAUUUGGAUUGGAAGUUCUUUGAACUGGCCACCUUCAUCUUCACCGGUGCUGUUGGAGGUGUUCUCGGCGCGCUCUUCAUCAAAGCAUCGCGCAUCUGGGCAAGGACAUUCCGUCGCAUACCCGUCAUCAAGAAGCAUCCGCUUCUCGAGGUGUUUCUUGUCGCGCUUGUCACCGGUCUGGUCAGCUUCUGGAAUCGAUACACCAAGCUUGCCGUUACAGAACUCCUUUUUGAGCUAGCCAGUCCCUGCGAUACUUAUACGGCCUCCGGAGAUGGCCUGUGCCCCACUAUCGAGCAUAUUCCGGAAGUCCUCAAGGUCCUGUUCUUCGCAUUCAUCAUCAAGGCCAGUCUGACUGUCGUCACCUUUGGAAUCAAGGUACCAGCCGGCAUCUACGUACCUUCCAUGGUCGUUGGUGGCCUUGCUGGUCGCUUUAUCGGUCACACGGUCCAAUACAUUGCUUUCCGUUUCAGCCACCUAGGUCUCUUUAGCGAGUGCUCACCUGAUGGGCCACCCGGCUCAUGCGUCGUUCCCGGUGUCUAUGCUCUGGUAGCUGCUGGAGCGACAAUGACUGGUGUCACCCGCUUGAGCAUCACUCUGGCAGUCAUUCUAUUCGAACUUACAGGUAGCUUAGACCACGUAUUGCCCUUUUCUCUAGGUAUUCUCGUUUCCAAGUGGGUAGCCGACGCCAUCGAACCGCUUAGCAUCUACGACCUGCUCACAGACAUGAACUCCUACCCUUUCCUUGAUAAUAAAGUCCGGCCCAUCUUCACCUCCGAGCUAAACGACAUUACGACUGGCAGAAGGAAAGACCAUAUCAUCGAUAUCUCAGAGGAUGCUCUCAUUCCUGCGGUCGAGCUGCGCGCAAAGCAACGCAAUCUCCAAAUGGCUGGAGAAUUAGAUGGCGGUCUAGCGAUUGUCAAGCAUGGCAUCCUCGUUGGACUCAUCCCGGCGCCUGACCUGGAGUUUGCACUUGACAAGCUUGAGAACGAAGAUAACACGCUUUGCCUCAUGUCGCCACGCGUGGAUUGGGCUGCGGGGCGAGAGCCACACGACGAAGAAGAGCCAGAAGCGUAUGACCCGAGUGACUUCACGCCAUACAUUGACCCAGCACCUGUAGCCUUGGACGUUCACUCGCCCAUGGAUCUGGUAUACGAGUGUUUUGUGAAACUUGGACUGCGGUACAUUUGUGUGCUUAGAGAUGGCAAAUACGCCGGUUUGGUUCACAAAAAGACUUUCGUCAAGUACGUAAAAGAGCUUGAACACCAAGAGAAGGCUGCACGACACAUCUAG